Scutellospora calospora is the source of this 1736-nucleotide messenger RNA. The record is from the annotation of a GenBank genome assembly. Lineage: Eukaryota; Fungi; Glomeromycota; Glomeromycetes; Diversisporales; Gigasporaceae.
CAUCAGGAAAGUUUUAGUAAAGAUUUGAAAGAUGUUGAUAUAAAUUCUUCUAAAGAAUUUAAUAAUUCUAAAUAUGUUAAUAUAGAUACUUCUGAAGAUUCUUAUGAAAAGUCAAAUAAUCUAGAAGAUGUUAAUAUGGAUUUUUUAGAAGAAUCAAAUUAUAGUCAAGAGAAUAAUGAUAUUAAUUUUUCUGAAGAAUUUAUUAGCGAUGACUCAUAUUUAGAACAUUUUACAACAAUAUCUUCAGAGUCUUCAAAUAAUUUAGCAAAUACUACCAAUGCUUAUGAUGAUCUUAUUAAUAUAAUACAUCAUCCUCACUUUAAUAUUCAUCAUGUGGUAAAGAAUAUCCGACGCUUUAAAGAUUGGAGACAUAAUCUUCCUCUUAUGCCAAUAUAUUCAAGGACUGUUAAUAUUUCAGCUAAGAAAACUUCUUCAAAUUCUAAAAAUAUUAAAGAUACUUAUUACUUAUCUAUUAAAGAUAUUAUUUGGCAUGUGCUAAAUAAUCCUUCUUUAAUGAAGUAUAUGUAUUUUGGACCUGGCUGUGAGGUUACCAACAAGACAGAAUAUUGGCAUGGUAGUUUGUGGGCUGAAUCAUCACUAUAUGGCCAAGAUUCAAUUAAAAUUAACAAACAUAAUAUUGAAAAAUUGGGAAGAAUUCGAGCUAUUAUUAUGUCAGAUAAUACUUUAAAAUUAAAAGUUCAAAAGAUAAUUGAAUAUCAUGAACUUCCAAAAAAAUUUUAUAAUGAUGAUAGACAACAUCGUUCCCAACUUGGUGAACAAAGAAUUAAUGCUAAUCGUAUUGAUUUAGUUCCAAAAUCAUUAAUAAAAUGUUGGGUCUUAGUUUCAAAAUCAAUGCAAUUUGUAUUCAAGCAUUCAUAUUCAGAAGAUGAUUAUAUGAAUCUUCAGCAAAUAUUAGAAACUGAAGUUCGAAUAUUAACUCAGGUUUUUGAAGAAUUUGUGAAUCUUCCUAAUCUUAAUAUUAAUGCUCAUUUAGCAUUACACGCACAAACAUAUGGAAACCUUAUCAAUAUAGCAGUUGGUAUAAAAGAAAUGGUUCAUCGAAUUUUUAAAAGUAUAGUACCACGAACAAAUUGCAAGAAUAUUGAAUUAGACUUGUUAAAAUGUUAUACGACCUUAUUUGCUAUAAGGCAUCUAAUAGAUGGUGGAAUUGAUUCGAGGUCUUCAAGUUCAAUUUUUCAAGAAAAUGAGCUUAAUGAUGAUGAAGUAUUUUCACAAACUGAAUAUAUGUCCAAAAUUAAGUUACGAAAGAAAAUUUCAUUAGUAAACCAAAAAGAAAUGGUACUAUCUCAAAUAAACAGUUCUGAAUUUAAGUCAGAACUAAUGCUUUCUUAUCAAGAUUUUGGACAAAAUGCUGCUCUUAUUAAUAAGUCAAUAAGUUUCUAUCAAAAUAUAACAUAUUUGAUUGAAAAUGAAUAUGGAAUAAUUGAAAAAUGUUCACUAAGCCUUGGAGAUAUUGUUACUAUUGAGGAAGAAGAGGAGGAAGAAAGCUUUGCUAUGAUUAAAGCAAUUUUUCGGCAUAAGAGCAAUGAUGGGCAUUUCUAUGCAUUUAUUAUGAUUGAUUGGUUUGAAAAUACUGGUCAAAUAAAUAAUCUGCUAGAAUGUCCUAUUUAUAAAAUUCAAUCAACUAAUAAUAAAAAGUGGCGACGUGUCUUUCCAUUAUCAGUAGUUGAUAAUACAAAAAAAGUUCAUUUCGUUCACAACUGUUUAUUAGAGGG